AUGGUACAGUCAGUUGGCCUGUGGAGCUGCGAGAGAGCUCUGGGCAGCUGGCCGAAGGAUGUGUGUCUCUCUGCAGGUGAUGACUCCAUCAGUACCCUGGGCCUGAUCCUCUGUGUCGGGCUUUCGCUGCUGCUCGUGUCCAUCCUCGGCUACAGCCUGGCCAGGUGGUACCAGCGUGGGUACUGCUGGGAGGGGCCUAAUUUUGUCUUCAACUUGUACCAAAUCCGGAACGUGAAGGAUCUGGAGAUGGGUCCACCCUUCACCAUUAGCAGCCACAUCAGCAGUCUGGAUGGCGGCUACAUGAAGUUCUCCGACAGGCUGGUCUGA
Molecule: messenger RNA, 327 nt
Organism: Hippopotamus amphibius kiboko
Lineage: Eukaryota; Metazoa; Chordata; Mammalia; Artiodactyla; Hippopotamidae
Gene: SMIM35
Product: small integral membrane protein 35
Exons: 3
Coding region: 1-327 (108 amino acids)
Source: RefSeq, a predicted model, not a curated record